AUGUCGUCGCCGGGGUCCCUGCUGGAGAAGCCGCAGAUCAUCUCCCACACGCAGCAGGGCUUGAACUACACCGUCUUCGACUGCAAGUGGGUGCCGUGCAGCGCCCGCCUCCUCUGCCUGGGCAGCUUCCCGCGCGGCACCGGCGUCAUCCAGCUCUACGAGCUGCAGGGCGGCCGCCUCAGCCUCCUCCGCGAAAUUGAAAAGUCAAAGCCUAUUAAAUGUGGAACUUUUGGCGCUUCCUCUCUACAACAAAGAUAUCUAGCUACAGGAGACUUUGGUGGAAAUUUAAAUAUAUGGAAUUUGGAAGCUCCAGAACUCCCAGUGUACUCUGUGAAGGGACAUCAAGAAAUCAUCAACAGUAUUGACGGUGUCGGUGGCUUAGGAAUUGGGGAAGGAGCACCAGAAAUUGUGACGGGAAGUCGUGAUGGCACCGUGAAGGUGUGGGACCCAAGACAAAAAGACUUUCCGGUUGCCAACAUGGAGCCAGCUCAAGGGGAGAGCAAGAGAGACUGCUGGACUGUGGCAUUUGGCAACGCUUAUAAUCAAGACGAGCGGGUUGUCUGUGCCGGCUACGACAACGGAGACAUUAAGCUGUUCGACCUUAAAACCAUGACGCUGCGAUGGGAGACCAAUAUCAAGAACGGGGUCUGCAGUGUCGAGUUUGACAGGAAGGAUAUCAAUAUGAACAAGCUGGUAGCGACAUCCCUGGAAGGGAAAUUCCACGUUUUUGACAUGCGAACUCAGCAUCCGGCGAAAGGUUUUGCUUCUGUUUCAGAAAAGGCGCACAAAUCGACCAUGUGGCAGGUGCGGCACCUCCCGCAGAACAGGGACAUCUUCGUGACCAGCGGAGGAGCUGGAAACCUUCACCUUUGGAAGUACGACUAUCCGGCACAGCGCUCCAAGAAGGAUUCCGAAGGGAGAGAAUUGGGGGUCGCCGGGUCGGUCAGCCUUCUGCAAAACGUGACCUUGUCCACUCAGCCCAUUUCCAGCCUUGACUGGAGCCCUGACAAACGGGGCCUCUGCGUUUGCAGCUCCUUUGACCAGACUGUGCGAGUCCUCAUUGUCACUAAACUGAACAGGGUUUGACAGAAGAAGGAUUUCUACCAAAGGAAA
Messenger RNA from Euleptes europaea (tarantolino), 1113 nucleotides. It is a transcript of the gene DNAAF10, whose product is annotated as dynein axonemal assembly factor 10. Lineage: Eukaryota; Metazoa; Chordata; Lepidosauria; Squamata; Sphaerodactylidae. The record is from RefSeq and is a predicted model, not a curated record. The coding region runs from base 1 to 1086 and encodes 361 amino acids. The transcript has 8 exons. Gene Ontology annotation, molecular function: ubiquitin binding.